AUCGAUUUGCAUGUUUCUCUGAAACGGAAUCGUCUAUAUGACCUGCACUUCACUCUGGUGGAGUUGUCUUCCUUCUGUUCUGUCUAUGUGAUCUGUGCUGACUUCUGCACUUUCUUGGAGAGGUGUAUUUCAGGAUCAAGAAUCAUGCAUUACUUCCUGCUGGGAUCUUUAGUCAUGGCGCUGAUUUACCUUUCAGCUGAAGGAAAUAUCCAUGUGUUCCAGUACCCACGAUUUAUUGCCGUUAAGACAGGUCGGAGUGUGUGGAUAAACUGUUUCCUGUCAAAUAAAUCUUUGCCGACUCAUGUAGAGUGGUUCAAAGGCCAGAAUUACAAAGACCAGCUCAAGAGCAGCCACAGAAUAAAGAUAAUGGAGAAGAGUGAUAAUAGAAGCGCCUUCAUUACCAUUUUGGAAACGGAGACCGAGGACAGCGGCACUUACUUUUGCAAGCUGAAUGGCAUGCCUGGACCGGGAACUGAGCUACUAGUGUACAGACACCUCAAACCCCCGAACUUGAUGAUAACGAGAGUCAAGGAUUUUGUCAUUUUCCUUCAGGCUUUACUCUUGAUUUUGUGCAUCGUCGUUCCUCUGGUUCAGUUUUACAGAAUGGAGAAGAAAGAAGAUGCAGUUUAUGAAGAGCCUGAGGAUAAUCACAUAUAUGAGGGGUUGGCGGUUGAGCAGUGUGGCGGUGCGGAUCUGUAUGAGGACAUCUCUGUUUUUGCCCAGGUCCCAGAUGCACCGUGGGAAAUCGAGUACGGAAACCAAGAGUGAGAAAAACCCAUCCAUCAGAUUAUUGAUCUGCAGAUAUCAACACCAGACACAAAUGACAUCCAAUCCACUCUCAGUUUGUGCUGGAUAAGUCCCGUGUAGGCAGACUGACGUCACUGUGUGCGAAUUCAGUAAAUGCUUAUAAAACCAACUUUUUUAUUUGGAAAGCACGAAAUUAUUAUGAUGUUCAUAGGCUUGAAGUUUCUUUUGAGGAUGUGACAUAUACAACAAUAACAAUCAUUUAUAAACAUUGUAAUACGUUCAAAUUAUGUUUUGUUGUUGAUGUUGUUUGCUUGUUUGUUGUCUGCAUUACUUUUUUUUAGAGUUUAUAUUCAUUUUACUGUACUGUGUAUUAUGUGGUAGUUUGUUGUAUGAAUGCACUGGCCCUGCUAGUCAUUCAUAACAAGGUGCUCUCUAUUCAGUUAUAAAAAUACUAGUGGUAAGGAACUGUUUAAAGCUCAAGGGAGCUUUCACUUCAUAUCUGUUCAAAUAAGCAUGUGAAUAGCAGGUGUUUUCCACAAAGCAGCUUUUUUUGGUAAAUGUUUGCUAUAUUUUCUUUGCAUUUGUUCUGAUUGUAUGCCACAAGUUUUUGAAAGAGCAUCUGCAAAGAACAUCUGACCAUCUGUACAAGGAUUUAACAUUGUCACUGUUGCAAAUUUGCUAUUUGAUUAGUAAAAUACAGAAUCCUAAAAUGUAUUUUUUUAUUUUUUUAUGUCAUAAUGUUUGUCUUCAAAUUUUCUAUACUCAGUUAUAAAAGUUAUACAACUUU
Messenger RNA from Cyprinus carpio (common carp), 1534 nucleotides. RefSeq names its product B-cell antigen receptor complex-associated protein beta chain-like. The record is from RefSeq and is a predicted model, not a curated record. Gene Ontology annotation, biological process: B cell differentiation; B cell receptor signaling pathway. Gene Ontology annotation, cellular component: external side of plasma membrane; B cell receptor complex. Lineage: Eukaryota; Metazoa; Chordata; Actinopteri; Cypriniformes; Cyprinidae.